Messenger RNA from Zea mays, 1341 nucleotides. Its product is annotated as transcription factor JUNGBRUNNEN 1. Bases 19 to 1164 code for a protein of 381 amino acids. The transcript has 3 exons. NCBI's taxonomy places the organism in Eukaryota, Viridiplantae, Streptophyta, Magnoliopsida, Poales, Poaceae. Gene Ontology annotation, molecular function: DNA binding. Gene Ontology annotation, biological process: regulation of DNA-templated transcription. The record is from RefSeq and is a predicted model, not a curated record.
UAGUAGUCUGUGUAAGACAUGGAGGGGGAGAGGAAUGACAUCAACGUGCAGAGGUCAGACGAGAUCCUCAUGCCGGGUUUCCGGUUCCAUCCCACCGACGAAGAGCUGGUGAGUUUCUACCUCAGGAGGAAGAUCCAGCAGAAGCCUAUCUCCAUCGAGCUUAUCAGGCAGCUGGACAUCUACAAGUAUGACCCAUGGGAUCUCCCAAAGCUUGCGAGCACCGGUGAGAAAGAGUGGUACUUCUACUGCCCAAGGGAUCGGAAGUACCGCAACAGCGUGAGGCCGAACCGAGUCACAGCGGCCGGGUUCUGGAAGGCCACAGGGACGGACAGGCCAAUCUACUCGUCCGAGGGCACCAAGUGCGUGGGCCUCAAGAAGUCCCUCGUGUUCUACAGAGGGAGAGCGGCGAGAGGGAUGAAAACUGACUGGAUGAUGCACGAGUUCAGGCUCCCCUCGCUCACCGACCCCAAGCGUCCGGUCGACAAGACCAUUCCACUCAACGACUCCUGGACUAUCUGUAGGAUCUUCAAGAAGACCAGUUCCAUGGCGCAGCGAGCGCUGUCGCAUACCUGGGGGCCUCCACUGCCUGGUGCAACAGCAGAGGCAGACAUGUUCGCCGCGCUGCAGUCAGUGCAGGCUUCAGAGUUAGCUCUCGAGAGAUCGCUGUCACUGCAAGCAGCGCCGCCUGCACCCGCCGCAGGCCAGUUCACGAGCACGCAUGGCCUGCAUAGUCAGCACCACCACCAGCAGCAGAAGGGUGUCAACAACCCAUCUCUGGACGGCGCCUCUUGCAGGCUCAUCAACUUCACCAGCAGCCCCUCCGAGGAGCCCGAGAAUUUCCCAAUCACCUUCCCUUUCGAAGUGCAGGCACCGCACAGGGCUGCAGCGCCAGUCUUCUUCGGCGCGCACCCUGACAAUCGCCUCGGUGGAUUCGUGGUCGAUUCUUCUGCCGACGUCAGUGGCUGCAUCGGCGGCAGGAGCCAGGACUCGUCCACCGGGAAGCCUAGCAGUGGCUUCAGCGCCAACAGCAGCGACUGGGAAACUGCGGGGAGGAUCAACUUCCCUUUUGAUCUGGGUGCGGAUUCUUCGGAGGAGUGGAGAUGCAGCAUACCCUGGGAGUCCUUCCUCAGCCCAGCUGCUGUCCAGGCUGAGCUGCCACGCUAGGGCUGCGGACUGCGGCUGUUAGCAGUUGCAUUGUGCACUACGUACUAUCUCAUAGGUCACGUUACAUGUACAGUCUAUAGCUGGUGUGAGUGUGAGCUUCCUUCAUCUGUUAGCAUUCCUGUUAGCUGCCGAGACAUGUUUUUGUUCAGUUUUGGUUAGGAGUGCCGUGUACAUACC